UUGAGAAUGAUUCAUCACAGAAGAUGGGGGAUAAAAUGGAGUAUCCAGAGAUAGUGAGGCGAUUAGGUAAAAAGAUCGAUAUUAGCUAUUAUCUGAAAACCAUUGUCAGCCUUUGUGCACGAUUUAUUAACUAUGAUGAAAUAUUCCAGCCAUCAUCUGAAAUUGUGCUGGAAGCCUUAAAAAAGUUAAAAGAUG
Funneliformis geosporum is the source of this 195-nucleotide messenger RNA. The record is from the annotation of a GenBank genome assembly. NCBI's taxonomy places the organism in Eukaryota, Fungi, Glomeromycota, Glomeromycetes, Glomerales, Glomeraceae.